AUGCCAUCGGACUCAAAGCUCCCAACUUCAGGCCGAACGUUGGCCAUCUUCGGCGCAACCGGCCGCACCGGGAGCGAAACACUGAAAGCCCUUCUUUCCAAGCCAACAAAUCCCUUUUCUCACAUGAAAAUCUUUGUCCGUUCUCGCGAAAAGCUUAUCAAAACCUUUCCACAAUUCAAGACGGACGACAAUGUCGACAUCAUCGAGGCCCAGGUCACCGACGAGACCCGCGUGAAAGCCUGCCUCGACGGCGCCGACACCGUCAUCUGCGCGCUGGGCGAGAACGACAACAAACCCACUGUCCGUGUUCUGCAAGAUGCAACAAAGACAAUCGUCGCGGCGUUGAAGCAGCUGCAAAAGGAGAGAGGAGCGGAGUGGACGAAGCCGUGGUUCAUUCUGCUUUCGUCCGCGACGUGGAACGAGCGAUUCGAAGAGAAGUCGCCGAGACUCGUGAGGUGGAUGAUAAAGAAUGCCUUUUAUUAUCCCUACGCGGAUCUCUUGAAGGCACAUGCUUGCUUGCAGGCUGAGCCGGACCUGUUGCUACUGUUAUUGGUGCAGCCACCCGCUAUUAUUGACGAAGAGGCCAGCGGUUACACCAUUAGCACUGAGUCCGUGGGUCUGGCUUGCUCGUACCCGGAUCUGGGUGCGGCAUUCGCAGAGUUGGCCACGGAGGAAGCGUACAAGGAAACCGGCGCCGUCGGUGUCACGUCGGAAUUAGCGAAGGAAGGCUUCUCGAGAUACGGGCCUGAGAUUCUACCACGAGUCAUCUUUGGAUUGAUGGCUAGUUUCAUUCCAGGAGCUUGGAGGUUUAUUCCAAGUGUGUGA
Colletotrichum orchidophilum is the source of this 825-nucleotide messenger RNA. RefSeq lists its product as uncharacterized. The transcript has a single exon. Bases 1 to 825 code for a protein of 274 amino acids. Lineage: Eukaryota; Fungi; Ascomycota; Sordariomycetes; Glomerellales; Glomerellaceae. The record is from RefSeq and is a predicted model, not a curated record.